AUGUCGCCAUUCGAGCACGGCGAAGUGUUUGUGCUGGACGACGGCGGAGAGGUGGAUCUGGAUUUGGGGAACUACGAGAGAUUCCUCGACAUCACGCUCACGCGAGAUAACAACAUCACGACUGGCAAGAUCUAUCAGUCCGUGAUUGAACGGGAGAGGCGUGGUGACUACCUCGGCAAAACCGUUCAGGUGGUGCCGCACAUCACCACGGCCAUCCAGGAUUGGAUAGAGCGCGUGGCGCAGGUACCAGUGGACGGCAGUGGGGAACGUGCUGACGUCUGCGUCAUCGAGCUGGGCGGCACUGUUGGUGACAUCGAGUCUAUGCCCUUCAUCGAAGCGCUUCGUCAGUUUCAGUUCAGAGUCGGGCAGGAGAACCUGUGUCUGGUGCACGUGAGUCUGGUGCCGGUGCUGGGAGUGGUGGGAGAGCAGAAGACCAAGCCCACGCAGCACAGCGUGCGCGAGCUCAGAGCGCUCGGCCUCAUGCCCAACCUCCUCGCCUGCCGCAGCGCCGAGCCCCUAGAGCCGUCCACUCGAGAGAAGCUGUCGCAGUUCUGCCACGUGCCUGUGCAAAACGUGCUCAACCUGCAUGACGUGAAGAACAUCUGGCACAUCCCGCUGCUGCUGCUCGAGCAAGGCGCCCAUCUGUCCAUUCUCAAGCAAUUCCAAAUCGAGCCUUCCGAGCCUCAGCUCCAGGAAUGGGCGCACCGAGCCAAGAGCUGGGACGGACUCACAGAGACAGUUAGCAUUGCCAUGGUGGGCAAGUACACGGGCCUCUCCGACUCCUACCUCUCCGUGCUCAAGGCGCUACAGCAUGCAGCCAUGGCGUGUGGGCGCAAGCUCAUCAUCGAAUGGGUGGCGUCAUCUGACCUUGAAGAUGCUGCCAAACAAGAGAGUCCAGACCUGUACAAUGAAGCCUGGGCAGCCUUGAAGAGAGCGGAUGGGGUGUUGGUGCCGGGUGGCUUUGGAGACCGAGGCGUGGAAGGAAAGAUUCUCGCAGCAAACUACGCCCGAACCAACCGCGUGCCGUACCUGGGGAUCUGCCUCGGCAUGCAGAUCGCCGUCAUUGAGUACGCCCGGAAUGUGCUGGGGCAUGCAAAGGCGAGCAGCACCGAGUUCGACCCAGCAUCACCGCACCCGUGCAUCGUCUUCAUGCCUGAGGUGUCCAAGACCCACAUGGGCGCCACCAUGCGCCUGGGAGCACGAGACACUGUCCUCCACUCGCCAGACUGCCUUGCUGCCAAGCUGUAUGGCACGAGCAGCAGUGUGAGUGAGCGGCACCGGCAUCGUUACGAGGUGAACCCCGACCUGAUCGACGAGUUUGAAGCGGCUGGACUUCAAUUCGUCGGCCGGGACGAGUCCGGGCGGCGCAUGGAGAUCCUGGAGAUUCCAUCUCAUCCGUACUUCCUGGCCGUCCAAUACCACCCAGAGUUCAAGUCCAGACCAGGGAGGCCGUCCCCUGUCUUCCAAGCUGCUGCUGCUGCUGCUGCUGCUGCUGCUGCUGCUGCUGCUGCUGCUGCUGCUGCUGCUGCUGCUGCUGCUGCUGCUAAUGGUACCGUUGCCACGGUCACCCAUGCUGUCUGA
Messenger RNA from Closterium sp. Naga37s-1, 1581 nucleotides. The record is from the annotation of a GenBank genome assembly. NCBI's taxonomy places the organism in Eukaryota, Viridiplantae, Streptophyta, Zygnematophyceae, Desmidiales, Closteriaceae.